This is a messenger RNA of Sebastes umbrosus (honeycomb rockfish), 2385 nucleotides long. RefSeq names its product zinc finger CCHC domain-containing protein 7-like. Lineage: Eukaryota; Metazoa; Chordata; Actinopteri; Perciformes; Sebastidae. The transcript has 8 exons. The record is from RefSeq and is a predicted model, not a curated record. Gene Ontology annotation, molecular function: zinc ion binding; nucleic acid binding. Bases 493 to 1926 code for a protein of 477 amino acids.
ACAUUUUAACACCCGGAAACGCCGGUAUAGUUCUUCACAUGUAAACAAGAGAAGAAGUGACUGAUACCGCUGUGGAGGGAGAUAUUAGUGUUGUGUGAAGUCACAAUCGACAUUAUGGUGAACUAAAAACGGUAAGCGCCCGUAAAGUGCUACUAUAGACUUCACUUCACUUGGUUAUGUUCAAUAAUUAAACUAAUGAAGCUAUAUAUUAGCUGCCUCGGCUACUACAGAGCUAACAUGAGUUAGCAUAGCACCGGUUAGCCUGAUGUUAACCCACGUGUCUAUAUAUAUUCUGAGUGUUUACAUAUCCACCUCAUAAUUACAUGUUUUAUGGACAACAUAGAAUCUGGCAAUUUGAAGUCAGCCCGGUGCUAAACUAGUUAAAGUUGUGGUAAGUUACAUGAGCCAUUAUAGCCACAGCUGCUUGGUAGCAGUGCAGUGAGACGUCGUUGGGUGGUGCUGCUGUUCAGCUGCUGUUUUUAAGGUUGUAUUAUGGACUAUGCUGAGGAAAAUGAAGAUGAUGACGGUGUGGAAGGCAGCAAAUACCACCGCUUCUUUAUUGAGGACUGUAAUAGUUCAGAGGGAGAAGAAGAGAUCAAGUUCAGUCAGCAGAAACAUCACAGCAUCUGUAAACAACAAGCUGAGAGGCUCAGCAGGGAGAGCUCUCCUCCUCUCCUCCUGGCAUUCAACAUCACCUCUGGACGCCCCACGAGUCCCACAUCCAGUUUACAGGAGGACGAGGAGGAUGACCAGCCCAUCGAGGAGUGGAUGAUCCUGGAAGGAGAGGAGCAGGUGGGAGACUCAAGCAUCCAGCUCAACCUGAGCUACAGGGAGAGCUCUGAGGAUGACUCUGGAGAUGAAGAUCAGACUGUGAAAUCAGUGAAGGAUACCUGGGCUGUAUCAGAGAAAGACAAGCGUGGUGCUGAUAAGUCUCUGCCCAGCCGCUAUUUUCUGACUGGUCGCUCUCUGAUCUGUAACAUCUGCAACAGGACGGGACACAUUGCCAAAAGCUGCUACUACCACAAGAAAUGUCCCACCUGUGUCCUUUGUGGGAUCCAGGGCCACGUCCAGAGGGACUGUCCGGGCCGCCCCUGCCCCAGCUGUGGUCUGCCUUCACAUGGCCUCAAGCCCUGUGCAAGGCCCCCGGUGUGGAACCAACACUGCCAGCGCUGUGGGAUGCCAGGGCACCUCUCUGAUGUCUGCCCUGAUACAUGGAGACAAUACCACUUGACAAUCCGGUUAGAGCUUCCAGUCACGCCAUGGAGAGUCCACACCCUCAAACAUAAGAAAUGCCCCUCUCAUUGUUACAACUGCUCUAAGAGGGGACAUUAUGGAUUUGAGUGCGCUAAGAGGAGGAUGAUCAGUGGGACUUUUCCUUCACUGCCUUAUGUUUGCCACUAUGACACCAUUGAUGACAUCCUCCAGUGUCGUACCAGGAAGCAGAAAAGAGCCAAAGAGCUUUUGAGUGCUGGAUUGCGGCCUCUCUCAGACCAGCAGCCCUUGUCUGAAGCAACAGGCGAGAGCGGCGAGGAGAAUCAGCCUGUCCAGGGGAGGAGCAGGACAAAGCAGGAGACAUGUAGCAGAGCUGGCAGGAGGAAGAAGUGGCCAGAGAGGCGCAGAGAGAGGAGGGAGGUGAAGAAGCUUAGGAGAGAGGCUCAAGCCAGACGAGAAGGCGGACUACUGGGGAGAUCCCAGAGGUACUUUGAUGAUGAAGUUUGCCCUGCAGACCCCUUCAGGUCCACACACCCACCGCAGAAGAAGAGGAGGGAUGAGACAGGUGGCAGGAGCAGGAAGAGCAGAGAGGCAGAGAGGUGGAAGAAGAGAGGAGGGAUAAAACGUGGGGAUUUAUGUCCCCAUGGUGGUGUAGACAUCGGUAAUGAAAGCCUUCUUUCCCCAAAACAAAGAGUGCGCCACCGACGAAGAUGAAGUGUGAUUAUUUUUAUUUUCAAGGAGUAACAAAUGUAACUUGAUAACAAAAAAAUAUUUUGUAUUUGUCUUUCUUUCAUUUAUUUAUUGUCAAAUAAAAAAAACUAUAGAAUAGCAUGUACAGUUGAAGGUGCUCAUCUUCAGUGUGGCCGGUAUGAAUGUAGUUUUGUACUUUAACCUUGUUCUGCAAGUACAUCUACUACUAUUAUACUGGCUGGGCCAAAUUUUAUGCAAGUACAGUUUUCAACAUACAGUAUUUUGGGGUAUGUUUUUUACACACUUUGCCUAUUUUGGCCCUUGUAUAUUGUUGUAGGUCUUUGUUAUCCCCUGAAUACAAUGUUAGUUGUACAGUAUCAUAUCAUUUUCUGCAAUUUAAAUAAUUGAAAUCAGGUCUGUCUUUGUAAAGAGUAAUAUUUCUAUUGUAAAGACAACGACAAUAAACAUAGAUUUUCCAGAUAA